AAAUUAUGUACCGAUAUACAACACCGUUACUGUCACAAGCUAAGCAAUAUGCAUACACCACACGAGGUCGAUGCCAUAUCGGAUUGUUCACUUAAGGGGUUAAGACAAUUCACAUUUUCGGAUUUGAAUCACGUAUUACCUUAGUGAACUAAAGUCACAUUAUAAAGGCGGUUCGUUUCCCGCUGUUUGUACGUUACGAUUAAGCGAAUUGAGAAGUUACACAAGUUUCUCAAGUCAGUGAUGAAUGAAGGAAAAAUGCUAAGAUUCGUAAAAUUGACUGAUAAAGCGUAUGCACCAGUGAAGGGAUCAAAAUAUGCUGCUGGGUACGAUUUAAGAAGUGCCUAUGAAUACACUUUGCCUUCACAUGGUAAAGUACUCGUCAAAACAGAUUUGCAAAUUGAAGUUCCUGACUGUACAUACGGAAGAAUAGCACCACGUUCGGGAUUGGCAUGGAAACAUCAUAUUGAUGUAGGCGCAGGUGUUAUUGAUGCCGAUUAUCGCGAGGAAAAUGUAUGGAAGCUCUGUCAAGAUGUAACGACCAGACACGGAUCGGAAUUACAGCAUUGCUAUGUUGCUUUCGUGAGCAACUCCUGGCGUAGCGUACCGCUUUGGCGACAACGUGCAGGAAAGGACGAGGAUAAGCUCGUAGUUUGGGACUUCCACGUAAUCCUUAUCUACGCACCCGACGAAAGAGCGGUUGUUUACGAUUUAGAUAGCGCGUUGCCGUUUCCGACGCAUUUCUGGAAAUACGCGAUGGAAACGUUUAGAUCGGACGAGGUUCUACAGCCGGAGCAUCACAGAAGAUUCAGAGUGAUCCCAGCCAAUGUGUACUUGCGAGAAUUUGCAUCGGAUCGGCAUCAUAUGAAACGCGAGGAUGGAACAUGGAUCAAGACGCCACCGGAUUAUCCGCCAAUUUCAACAUCAACGUGCAAGGACAACUUGGAUUCUUUUAUUAACAUGGAUCCAGGGACCGGGUUCGGGGUUGUAUUGACUUUAGACCAAUUAUUCGACCGAUUUCAUAGGCCGAAUGCGAUUCCAACGGCUCCUCGUACACCUCAUCCGCAACCUACACCGACUUAAGUAAACUGCUAAGUAAGUUCCGCAAGGAUAACGAUUGUCUGCUUCGAUUUCCAAUUGUCAACAAAUGAAUUGUAUGGCCUAAGGGAAUUGGUUAAGUGCAUGUACCUUUGUGAACCGAAAUUGGGUUAAUAUUCGAUGAUAACAUUUAUCUAAGCAUUAUUCAUCGUUCAAAAUCACAGCUAUAUCUCUGUGAAUGAUAAACCGAUCAUUUUAUUUCUAUCAACAUUCUUAAUUCGCUAUAUAACCUUUAACACUAUCCCUGUUUAUAUGUGUCUCACGCAUUUUUUUACUCCUACCUUUUAAUUCGAAUUUAAAUAUAAGGUGUUCCAUGCGACGUACAGGAUUUCUUUAAGUGCCGUUGGUCGAGCGCUACAAAUAUCACACAGUGUGAAAAAUCCGUAUAAAACCGUAUAUUUAAGAUUUUAAGCAUAUAUCAUGGAUAUUCGUGUGGAUCCGUAAAUGGAUCGUACAAUUGGAACUUAUUAAUUCCACAAACAAUAUGAUUUGAAAAUCAAGCAUGAUUAUUUCUCGAUUUAAUAAUAACGAUGAAAAGCUACACAUGAUUUAAUAUGUAAAUUAUUAAAUAUUGAAAACAGUGAAAAGCAUAAAUUUACAUAAAGAUACUAAUACUGAUGUUAGAAAUUGAUUCUUAAUAAUAAAUUUGUUGUAUGUUUGCUUGUCGAAUCGCAGUUUUCUUUAUGAAAAUUUUACAUCAUAUGAAAAAGGGAAAAAGAGAAGGAAACAAAAAAAUAGUGAUGAAGAGAAAAAAGAGAAGGAAGCAGAGAGAAGGAAAGAAUUAAUUAAUACCUCUAAAUCUAUAAAGCCUUUUGUUUCUACUGUGAUUGCAGGAUUCAAACAGCAAUGAUUUAAUGCAGUAUAUCGAGACUUUUUCAAUUGAGCGUAUAUACUGCUUUUGUCUUGUACGAUUAUGCCCUAAGAGAUAUAUGGAAAAUAAAUCUUCACUUGUGAUUAAAAGUGAUUAAAAGAAAUAUAAUAUAAACAGAUAAUAUUAGAUAUAAUAGAUACAUUUUUCCUAAUAAAUUAUCUAUCGGCUACUAAAAUUUCACAAUAUUGUACAGCUUUGUUCUGGUUUACGGUUUGGUACGGGUCUUUCCUACUAUUGUCGUUGAAUGCUACGGUUCCAGCGAUACUAAAUUAUGGGGUCGGAGCCUCCAUAAUUAAUCAAUAACAAUGCAAGGAGCAGUAACAGCGGGAACAAAAGAGAGCGCCUGGACAAAACGGAUUUGAUCAAAGGGCGUAGAGCCCCAGCUUACCGUUGCAAAGUUCGAGAUUUGCCGGGUCCUCUCGUUAUUCCUUGGCUCCUAUUAUAGUGUUUGGACAUUUCUCCAUUUUAAUAAAUAAAUUCAAACUUAGAAGAAAGAUCCACGUCUUUAGAAAAACCAAUUCUUUUAUAACGAUAGUUCUACUUAUGUGUAAAAAUGUACUUGAUACGAUUAGACACAAGUAGCAAUAUCGUGAGAAAAAAAGUGGUUUCUGCAAGGACAUGCGCUUUUUCCUAUAGUGUCGAUAUCUAUUUGCCUCUAUUUCUAGGCUAUGCUGAUACGUUAUUUGUUCCCCUCUUUUUAAAAGUCUUUUUACAGAACCUUGCCAAGAACCCCGUCUCUCUGUGUUGUCUGCUACACAUUAACUAUCGACCAUGUUCCAAGCUUUUGGGUUCUGACCCAAGUAUUGGGGAUGACUGUUCUCGUCUUCAUACGUUUUAUCAUAACGCGUAAAUCUUUAUCGCGGCUUUGCUCCAUUGGUGGUGUUAUCGUUAUAGUUAUUGUGUCUAAGACUGACGUAUUUAUGGACACAUUCGUUCGACGAAGUAUUUACCAGCGCUUUUAUUAGCGCUGAUGCACAAAAAAACGAGGAAAGCGCUUAUUAUUGUUGUGCAACCGAGAUAGUAAGGGCGAGAACGUGAUCUUUGCGAUAAUGUAAAAUAGUUAUUGUAAUUCUUGUGAUACUUUACACUUUCUACUUUGAAUACCUACGUAUAUACUGAUAUUGAUACUAAAAAUUGAUUCUUUAUAAUAUGUAGUGUGUUUGCUUGUCGAAACAGAAUUUUCUCUGUGAAAAUUUGAUCAAUGGAAAUCGAGGCUUAAUUCGAGCAUCCCGCGCGACCAAUUGUUGCCUACAUCGAAAUAUUAUUUUCGAAUCAACGAAUGUCCCUUAGACUCUCGGAAAUAAAUUUUGACAACGAAAAUCUCGGAAUCUUUGACCUCCCUGAAACAGAGUACAUGUAUACUGUAUCUACGUAGUAGAUUUCUUACAUUAAUUCCCAUUUACUUCUCUGUUCGCUUAUUUAAAUUGAAAUACUCCAAUCGUCCUUCCUUUUGAAACUUCGCGAACGUAAAUUUAUAUUGGCAUGUAAAUCGUUACGAUUUCAAUGGGAAUAACUUUACAAUUGCAACAAGACUAUGUACUCGUAGAUGUUCUAGCGAAUCUAUUGUUUUUAGCUGUAACACGGCGUGAUACGAUGCGACAGAAAAUUUAAUCGACAAGCGAAUGCAAACGAGCUGUCGGUUCUUCGAAUAGAUUGAGAAUCAUUGUUGAAAAAGGCGAAGAACCGACAGUCGCGUUUAUAGUCUAAGGAUACGUCCACUCUUUGCCUUCCAACAUCUUUCACUGGAUCUCUUUGUCUUUAUCAUCGACAUGUGUUUUUUCUCCAAUUCACUUUAUAUCACGUUGCUAUUUGCAUACAUACUUGUAAGCAGACGUAUCACCGAUUGUGGGAUAAUUAAUUAAUCACUGAAUGUACAUAUUUCAUUCUUACCAGUGUUGGGUAGAUAUCAUUCUCACCGUUGUUAUUCGAAAUUUUUUAACAGACAAGUAAAUCUUUCUUUUUCCAAUUAGUUAUAUAUAUAUAUAUUUUUAUAUAUUAUAUAUAUAUAUUAGUUAAAGUAUUAAAUAUAAAUAUAUAAAA
Messenger RNA from Bombus pyrosoma, 4006 nucleotides. Its product is annotated as protein N-terminal glutamine amidohydrolase-like. Gene Ontology annotation, molecular function: protein-N-terminal glutamine amidohydrolase activity; protein-N-terminal asparagine amidohydrolase activity. Gene Ontology annotation, cellular component: nucleus; cytosol. The transcript has 6 exons. The coding region runs from base 241 to 1080 and encodes 279 amino acids. Lineage: Eukaryota; Metazoa; Arthropoda; Insecta; Hymenoptera; Apidae. The record is from RefSeq and is a predicted model, not a curated record.